Messenger RNA from Leptidea sinapis, 3063 nucleotides. Its product is annotated as solute carrier family 46 member 3. Gene Ontology annotation, biological process: transmembrane transport. NCBI's taxonomy places the organism in Eukaryota, Metazoa, Arthropoda, Insecta, Lepidoptera, Pieridae. The record is from RefSeq and is a predicted model, not a curated record. The transcript is spliced from 9 exons. Gene Ontology annotation, cellular component: membrane. The coding region runs from base 164 to 1603 and encodes 479 amino acids. Gene Ontology annotation, molecular function: transmembrane transporter activity.
UGUUCGCAGUCAGUCCUGAGCCACUCGGUGCUUCAACUUUAAAAAGGCUAAAAUCUAGCCACUAAAUCGCAACUAUAUUAACAAACUUAAUAGAGCGCGGACUUAUGGUAUUGUAUACAGUGUUUAUGUUAGUUUUUUUAAUUAGUUAUUCCAAACAAAUAAAAUGGUCACUCAACGUAGUACACCUAUCUUUCACACAAACGAAACACCGUGGUAUCAAUUAAUAACAGUGGAGCCUGUUAUGUUCUUGUAUAUGAUGGCAUACAUGAUAACCAGUGUGCCGGAGCAGACAUUUUACCUCUUCCGAACAUGCACUGUAAAUCAUGGAUACAGUGAAGAGAUCUGUUACAACAUAAGUAGCUAUGAUGAAAUCAAUAAAGAAGUACAGGUCACAGCAUCAACAUUCUUCCAGUGGAAUGGCAUCGCUAACCACGCCGUGCCGAUCGUACUUGCCUUUUUUAUCGGUGCCUACAGCGACAAGCGCGGGAGAAAGAUAAUACUACUUGCGGGGCUCUUGGGAAAACUGUACUUCUCCUUCAUGAUGACCAUCAUUGCUAUGAACCCAUGGCCUGUGGAAUACGUUAUAUAUUUGGCUGCGUUACCAAGCGCACUCACCGGCUCCGACUUGGCUAUAUUCACUGGGUGCUUCGCCUACUUGGCAGAUGUGUCCUCGCUGAAGAAUCGAACAUUGAGGGUUGGUAUAUUGGACGUGGUAUAUCUCAGUACUAUGCCAACUGGAAUUGCAAUUGGUGAUUUAAUAUACAAGAGGCUUGUAGACAGAUCGUUCACAGCUAUGUUCGCUAUCAACACUUCGCUAAUGGUAUUAGCAACACUGUAUUGCGUUUUAACUCUAAAGUGGCAAAGUCGCGCGGAACAAGUCUCGAUGAGAGACGCGGGUGUCCGGAACCCGAUAAAGGACUUCUUCGACUUGAAUAAUAUUAAACAGAGCGUGACCACAUUGACAAAGAAACGCUCCCACAAUCGGAGGAUGUUUCUGUGGUUCUUGCUUAUAUCUACAGCGUUUUAUACAUUCCAAAGAGAUGAAAAACCAUUUCUACAUAUGUACACGUUGAAAGUAUUUCAAUGGGAUUCAACAACGUACAGCAAUUUCAGAACAUAUCUUAGCGCUUCAUAUGUUAUAUUGACAUUGUUUGGAAUUCCAUUAAUGAAUAAAGUCUUACAUUGGAAGGAUACAGUCAUCGUGAUGCUAGGAGCGGCGGCCCACAUGUGUGGUCACUUCAUCUACGCUCAGGCAACGGAGGGUAGCACGAUGUUCGUUGGAGCGACGGCUGCGGCCCUCGGGCCCUGCGUCGUAUCGCUCAUCCGCUCUAUGACAUCCAAACUCUUGGCGCCUUCUGAAAGAGGUGUGGCGUUUGCUUUUCUGCUGGUGAUGGAGAAUGUAGUAGGAAUGUUCGCAAGUGUUAUUUACACCCAAGUGUACAAGGCGACAAUCGAUACGGACUAUAUCAACUCUAUAUUCUACCUUACCAUGUCCACGCAGGCUGUGGUCUUCACAUUGGCUUUUAUAAUGGAGAUAUUGCUGAAGGGCCGCCCACUAGAUUCAGACCAGAAAGAAGACGAGCAGCGAAUAUCAGAUGAAUAAUGAUUAAUAUUUAAGAUACUUAAUAACUAACGUUCCAUUUCACUCUGUAAUUCUUUUUGUUCCAUUCCAUGUUGUCCUAGGAAAAUGUAACUAAACAAGAUUUACAUUCGUUGUUGAUAUUAUAUACAUUUUAUUUAUUUUUAUUUUCGACAAUGCAAGUCGAAUAUAUUUAAAUUGUUAUUUAUGCCACUGCUAAGUAAUGAGCGCUGUUUUAAGUUUUAACAUUGCUGGUAGCACGAUAUUCAGUACUUUUUCUAAGACCGUGAAAUCAAUAAAUUAAUAUCUAUUUAGGUGCGGGUGGAAGUUAAGAAUGGCGCACGAAUUUUGGCCGCUAUCUACCGCGCACGCGUAUUGUCAGAAUUCGCAUUGCGCAGGACAAUAUCAUUCACCAUGCGAUAGAGAUAUCUCAAUCACGACACGACACGACACUGUCUUGUCGAUUUUAAUAUAAAAAAAAGAUUACUUGCCGUUCACAUGAAACACCGAUGUUUGCACCACAGGCAGCGUUUGACAUUAGGAGACUGAGUACUUAGAAUUCCCUUUAGGUGGCUGGUGCUAUGUAUAUAUUAAAAUAAUGUAUAAGUAUAUAUGUAAUAUAUAAUAAACAGUUGUAGCCGAACAGCCGAAUAAUUAGAUGUAAGUAUAAUUUUAGUAACAAAUCGAAUAUUGACCUUAAGUGAAGUUUCCAUGCACGAGAUAUAAUCUCGACGAUAUUAUAACGGCGCCGCGUACUGUUGCAAGAAUUGUUGAAAAUCGUUUGAAUUGUUAUUUAACAUUAUAGAUGUUGUUGCAUUGAAAUUGUGACGGUAUCAACGCGAAACUAUGGUUUUAGUACGAUUUUUAGUACGAAUUUAACCAAUAUCCACCUUAGGUUGUAGGGUAAAACAUGUGAACAUUCGGGUGGUGGCUGAUGGUAUUGUGUAAGUAUGUUAUGUAUACCUUAUUUCUGGAUACCUUGUACAUCUUGACUAUAACGCUGUAUUUACUUCAGGGAGUAGAAUUGAAUUAAAUUUUUGGUUAAUCCAAUCUAUGCUGUCUGGCAUACAUCCUAUGGUGGCUCGUCUACAUAAUAAGAAUUAAUAUCUUGUCCUCUUUCGAAAUAUAUAUCAAUUAUUUUUAAAUUAGUAUUUAACUAUUUUUAAUUUAUAUAUAAAUAUUUUUAAGCAAAUCGAAAGGUCCAAUCGAAUUUUCUACCUCGACACAAAAAUUUUUACAAAUUUCUACCAUGCGUUACUAAGCUUAUAAUAAAUAAUAACUAGGAUUUUUUCAAAUUGUUAUGAUAUUAGUAAAGAUCAUUAAUCGUACGUGUGAUAUGAUCACUUACCAUUAGUUGAUUCUGAUACCAAAAGUUAAUCCUAGUUUAGAAAAAUGUCAAAAAGCGUCCGAGGCUUGUCAAAUCGAGCAUAUUGUCAUCAGAUGUGUAACAUAAUAAAUAUAAAAUAAACUCCACUAUGCAUAUA